UGAAUUCGGGUCAUGUGUAGAAAAAGACAAUAAAUCAAUGGACCUUUGUGCAGCUAUUCCAGUAGGGAACAGCUGUGCGGGACCUCCGUGUCCCGGCACCACUCGGCUCUCUUUGGAAGAGACAGACAGACAGACAGGGGGACUCGUGACAGGUUUGUAAAAUCCUUUUAAUGCGACCCAGUGAAUGGAUGUGGCGUGGAAAGGAGGGGGCGUUGCACACUACUGUCUCUAUGUACACAGACACACACACACACAGCGAGCAUCCCACAUCCUGGUACUUUUCAGCGUUGUCAAGGCAGCCUGAGCACGACUGGCGGAAAGUAGCUGCAGUGUCCUGGCAGAAUAUCUGUGCAAAACCGCCCCCAAAGUGUCCCGGAAAGUUAAGUGCCGCUAAAAGGAUAUCUGCACACCAAUGUGAUGUCGGAGAGCAUAAGAGGUGCUCAGAAACAUGAUGAUGCUGAUAAUGACAGUUAGGAUCCUGGACUGAGGGGCUACCAAGGCCAAUCACUGCUGUUGGAUGAGAACCGAUGGGCUGUCUAGCCUGGCAACAGGAUGCCAACUGCAAAAGGUAAAGGUGGCUCAACGUCCCACCGUUACCGGCCGGCCUCGGAGUAUGAUGAUGCCACGCUCGCCCUAAAGCGAGAGUACUGGAGAAACAAGAAGCGAGAGCAGCGGGCCCGUGUGUCAGAGGAGAGGGAAAGGCACAAACACAGCAGCAGCAGCCAGGGAGGGAAGCAGCUAAAUGCCCCAGCAGAAGAGGCUUCCACUCUGGCCCAGUCAUCAGGUGCUUCGUCACCUCCUCUGCAGAGUAAUGAUAAUUCAUACAAUUCUGUGUCAAAGCACGGAAAUGCUCUGGGGGAGGGGUCACGUGAAACCACUGACAGCCAAAAGGAGAAGUGGCUCCAGACAGUAAAGCUCAACAAGCGUCUGCCUCAGUUGCCAGCGUCGUGUUCUAUCUCUGCCAAAUCAGCCAGCGGCAACGCAGCCGCAGGUAAACGUCAGACAGCAAGGGACGCAACCGUUUCCUCACCCGUGUCCUCACCCGUGUCCAGUGGAACUCAGCUGAACACCGUAUCCUCAGUGCCUCCAGUCAGAGUGACCAGAAUAACCAAUGGCAGCUCCAGUAAAACAGCACCUCAGCCACGUGUGUCUAUGCAGGGUGCAUCAGUCCCCAGAAACCAACAUAAGGCACCGGUUGUAUUACCCACUCAGCCCAAAGUCUUACCCACAGGUCUCGUUCUGGUGUCCUCUCCAUGCGGCCCCACUUCCACUAAAGCAGAGAGCAAAAGAGCCAUCUCAACACCUCAGAGUGGAACAAAGCGUGCCUUGGUCACCACACAGAAGGCUAAAGGUGUUGGCAAUGCACGAGCUUCUCUGGAGUCCGACGAGGAAAGAGCAGCCAAGCGUCGGGAACAGUGGCGGAUCAAAAAGCGAGAGCAGCGAGCAAAGCUUGCAGCUAGGUUAGCUAAAGCCAGAGAGAGGACACAGGGUGCAGAGAUGACGUUUCAGAGGCUAACGGCGCCAAAAACCAGACACGUGGGAAGCAUAGUUCUUCCAUCAGAGUCACUUUUGAGAGGAGCAAGCCAGAAGCAGUGUCAUACACGGGUCAAAACAUCACUUACAUCAGCCAAAAGUGAAAACAAUAAACUGCAAAGUGGGACAGCAACUGUAGUUGUAACUGCUCUGCAAACAUCUGAUGUUCCAUCUGUGAAAAAACCAGUAGACUCUCAGGGAAAGGUUCCAAGUUACGGUCAUCUUGGCGGUGUUACCCGGGGUAUCGCGAGAUAUAAAACACCUAGACAAAGGUUCAUCGAAGCACAGAGAAACUUAAUGAACCACAGAAGUCUACGGUGUAAAUCCCCAAUGCUGCCCUCAGCUUUUGGUACCAGAAAUAUGCCCAAAAUCAACCCCGACGACACGCCCGAGCAGAUAAUAGCUAAACGGAGAGAGUACUGGCGGAUCAAAAAGCGCGAACAGCGAGCUAAGCUGUCCAUGGAGGUAAAGGUUCGGUUGAAAGAGAGAGAUUCUUUGAUGAGGAGGGUGAAACGUUACCAGAAGAUCCUCGAGGAGAUGAGGAAGACUAGAGUGCUGGCGCAGUCAACCGGAAGUGCCCUCACUCACAGCCCAGAGACCAUCGGAGGAUUCAUCAAAGAGGACGGGACGCUGACUGCUAACAUCCCUCACAGUUCUGCAUGUCACAGCAUAGCAGAAGACAAAAGCCAAGUAGAGCUUUGUGUAGUUUCUACAAACACUCCUUUGGCACAACAACAGCGUCAGCCUGACGCUAAACUGAGAAGUGUUGCUCCCAUCAGGAUAAACCCGGCUCCCCCUCCUCUUUGCUCAGCUCAGGUGAAAGUCUCUGCUCCUGGACAGCUAGCCAACAAACUGCCGCGACUGCUCGCAGUUAGACCACAGACUCACCUCAAAAGCACAACCGUUCCUAAUUUGCACUCAUCAGCUAUCCAAACUGUGGGUCAGCUCACACUUACUCAUCCACAGAGCCCUCAAAAUUCAGCAGGUUCAAACGUUAGCAGUUGUGUUAUGAAAAUGACCAUCUCGAGCAGAGCGCCGUCGCUGUCAGCCCUGUCUCUGGAUGCGGGGCUGACGGAGGAGGAGAGGAUGGCAAAGAAGAGGGAGUACUGGAGGAUAAAGAAGCGUGAGCAGAGAGCAGCUCGAGCUGUCCGACUGAGACAGGGUGUUUUACAUGCUAGGGCCGGUGCAGCCUCACAAAGGAGGAAGCCUCAGAAGCAGGGGACGCUGAUCACUGUGCCUCAGAUUAGAAAUCUCACCGACACUACAGCAACUGCACCUCCUCUUUCCAACAACAGCGUGCUUUUUCUGCCUCGUGCAAAUGAAAUGAAACAGGAGAGUGACUCCAUGCCAGCAGCUGACCUCAAUUCUCCACCAGAACAAGCCAUCUGUCCAGAUAUCAAACCCCCUAUUUCCCCACCUCCAGCACCCCAGCUGGAGUCUGACCCAUGUCUGAGCGCAGACAGCCAAACUGCCACUCUGCUAGCUGUGGCCUCCAUGAAGAAGCUCCUGGAAGAAUCUCUUAGCACAGUGACAGAAUGUAAAAGUGAGCAGAACUCUAUUAAAAUGGAGACGAUAGAAGAGGUUUCACAGCAAGACAUGAAGCCAAAUUUAUCUCAGCUGUCCUUUGAAAGGGAUGACACGGCUCCUAUUGCUGCUGACCUCACUCUGCAGAUAAAAAGCUGGGAGCUAGACAGCAAGGUCUCUGCAAAGGCCAGUUUACAAAGCCCUCAACUCAAGAACCCAUCGCAGGUGAGUGAGACAGUUCCACCUCUUCCUGCUUCCAGUGAGCUAGGUGUGCAUCAUACCAGUGAGCACUCAUCCCAGACCCCUUUGAACUACAUAGUAAACACCUCCAUGGAAGCACCACGCAGAACCCAGAGACUUUGCGCUAAAAAAGCCGGCUAUAAAACCUGCUGCUCUCCAGAGCCACCAAAGCUGCAUCACAUCACAGCCGUGACGCUGGAUAACCUGCAACCACAGCAGGAACAGCAGGAACAGCAUCAGGCACAAGAGCAGAACAUCUGCCCCGAAUCAAAGCGGAGGUACAACAGCGUGGUGACGGAGCAGAGCGGCUUGACCAGCUUGCAGAGGAAGAGGGAGUACUGGAAGCUGAUGAAGAGGCAGCAGAGGGCCAAGUUAAAGGCCAGGCAGAAAGACGGCGAGGGGGAGUGCAGCAGCGGGCUCUUCCCCAGAAGCAUUCAGACCCCGGGGCUCGUUAUUAUCAACAGUCUUAAAGGGGCGAGUCCUCCAGCAAAACGAGCCCUGCAGCCCAAACCACCUGUCUCUCCUCUGGACUCAGUGACCAGCAUCCCCACCGUUCUGGUUGUUAGCCAAACAACAUCUAAUGCUCAACAGUCAGCGUGCACGCUCCAGGUCAGACUGCCUAUCACCAGCAAUGAGUACAGCAGCGUCAAACUUGGGCCUUCACAUGCUGUAUCCAGCUGUGCAGGAGUUUCUGAAUCUCUACAGCUUUCACAAGCAUCUAGAAGCACUGAUGUAGACUCAGCUCCCGCCCUCACCGCUGCGAAGCCACCAGACAAACCACUGUCCAGUACUGACAUGCACCUCAUUGAACCCCUUGGUCAAAGUCCGUUAAAAAUCCCCUCUGCUCACCUUCAGAGUCCCCCACACAAGAAACAAUCCUCCAUCCAGCUGGCACCAGUGAGCACCAUGGUUCCUCCAAAGCCCAUCCCAGGGGAAAGUGAGCAGGACUUUCUGAGGAGGAAGCGGGAGUACUGGAGGAUAAAAAAGAAGGAGCAGAGAGCCAGGAAGGCAGUUCGGGAGAAGGGAAUCACCCAAAGCUUCAACAGCUGGAAGACUAGGCUGCCUCCCCUAGGUCUACAGACAGAGGAACCUGGUCAGUGGGUGAACUCUUCUGAGGAGUCAGAACAUCUAAUGAGCUCUUCAGUGGACUCGGCAUCCUUCACAUACUCGGAUUACACAGCCCCAAUCGAAGAUGAGUCAGAGCUGCUGUUCGCUGAAAGUGAGGACGAUUCUGUUUCCGAUGCUGUCUGGAGGAGCCGCUACCUCAUGGACUAUGACCCACUCAACCAGCUGCUGGUGUGCAUGGUGUGUGGGGAACUGCAAUAUUCCCACAGCCUAGAGGGAGUGAAGGCCCACAUUGACGAGGCCCACCCACACACCCUAACCUUGGAGCCCGGCGAGAAAGAGCAAAUACGGGAGGCCUGGGAUGAGCAGGUGUCGCGGCGGGAACGCUUCUUCAGCAGCCAGCUGCAGCAGCACAGCAGACCUGUGGCAGAACCACACAAGAACUGAAGAGCUGAAGAGACGGCUGCAGGAGGCAGCUGAAGACCAUGGACCAGGAGAAACAAACCCCACCCCCUUUCUCUCGUGUAUUUUAUUUCUUAUCAGUGUGUUUACCUCUGCAGGAAGACACCUUGGAAAAGAAGGCCCUAAAGCAGCUUUACCUCAUUUCCUACCAGGGUUGUGUAUGUUUAUCAAAGGCAGUGAGGACAUUUUUAUACUGAAGCUGCUUCAUCCGAGAUUUGCUGUCAGUCCUUCUCCUGUUGUGUUUGUUUUUUGUGCUCCUUUUUUCUCUCAUCCACCAAUCAGCUGCAGCAAACGGUUGCUCCUGCUUCUCCCAGAAGUUUCCUCCUGUUCAAAAGGAGCUCUUCCUCCCCACUCUUGCUGCUCAGAGGGGAUCAUUGCACUUCUCUAUAAUAUUGUUGCUUCUUACAACACAGCACCUUGAGAUGAGUGUUGGAGUGAAACAUUACUACAUUUGGGAAAUCUUCACUCCGGGAAGGCUAAGCUAAUGGCAUUCUGGACAUAUCAGUUUAUUAGGCCACUGAGCUUUUUGGUCUUAAUUUAUUGAUCCAAUCACAGACUUGCACAAAUAUCUUCUUUGAUCACAUGACCUCUGUGGGCGCCAUAAUAAAAUAUAACCUGUGUUUUCCA
Messenger RNA from Maylandia zebra (zebra mbuna), 5451 nucleotides. RefSeq lists its product as uncharacterized. NCBI's taxonomy places the organism in Eukaryota, Metazoa, Chordata, Actinopteri, Cichliformes, Cichlidae. The record is from RefSeq and is a predicted model, not a curated record. Gene Ontology annotation, biological process: negative regulation of DNA-templated transcription.